CAUCAGCAGCGGUAGAAGCUGUAUCAGUCAGAGAGCAGCAGCUCAGAGAGGCGGCAGCUCCGGGCAGGGCUGCACAGGGCUCCCUUGUCAUUGUCACCUUCCCUGUCCCCAACGUCCCCCUCACUGGCACGGCAGCAAGGACAGCAUGGCCGGUGUCUCCCUUUACUAGUCUUCCUGACAGGACUCAGCCUCAUGCUGGACCCCACCUAACUGCCCCAGCACCUCCAAUGUUUGAAGGUGGUUAAUGGAGAGAAGAUCGAAUGACUGCAGGAACUGUGGUCAUCACCGGUGGAAUAUUAGCGACUGUGAUCCUUCUGUGUAUUAUAGCCGUUCUGUGCUACUGUAGGCUCCAGUAUUACUGCUGCAAAAAGGAAGAUUCGGAAGAAGAUGAGGAGGAACCAGAUUUUGCUGUGCAUUCUCGCUUCCCCCCGGUACAUUGCAACCGUAAUGUAGUGCUGGCCAAUGGGCCGUCCAUAUACUCCUCUCCGUACAACAAGAAACAUCAGCACUGCAGAAGUAUCUGCCAGGGCUGCCCUCACAAUGAGCCGCCGGCAUUCCUCCUACACCCACCCGAGGAAAUCCGGAAUGGUGGUGACCGCAUCACCUACAAAACAAUCAGUCAAGAGGAAAUCGAACUCCCGGUUAACUUGAGCAAUUUACAGGUGCUCAACCCAAAUCGUUUGUCGGCCAUGAGAGAUGCCUUUUCCCGCAGCCGCAGCAUAAGCACAGAUGUGUGAGACUAUUUAACCGACCUCUGGCAUUUUGCGUUUACGUGAGCUUGGUACUAGAGAGUAAUCCUUAUAAAAUCCUUUCUUCUCACUUUCUGGAAAAAAAAAUGGCCUACAAAAUGUUUUUUUUUUUCAAUAUUUGUGCAAAAAUAGAAAUAAAACUGUUUUGUGAAAUGAAGACCAAGAGAUAUACCCCCUCUGGGUUACAGUAUCAUGAAGUCAAGCUGAAAAAAUCCACAUGAAUUGCACAGUACCUGUUCUUCAAACCAAUGCUUGUCUAAAUCACUUUCUUAAUCCCAGUCUUCUUAGAAAUGAAUGGAAAUGUCUUUCAAACUAUGAAUGUAUUUAUACAUUAUGUACAUGAGAUAUACAUCUAUUCAAUAAAUCACUUUAGGAAAAAAACAAA
Messenger RNA from Bombina bombina (fire-bellied toad), 1134 nucleotides. RefSeq names its product family with sequence similarity 163 member B (gene FAM163B). The transcript has 3 exons. Lineage: Eukaryota; Metazoa; Chordata; Amphibia; Anura; Bombinatoridae. The coding region runs from base 261 to 737 and encodes 158 amino acids. The record is from RefSeq and is a predicted model, not a curated record.